AUGCUGGGGAAAAGCCAGAGUUUCACCGGAAAGGGUUUCAAAACUGAGACUGUGGCAGCCAGGAAAUCCACCAAAAUAGGCAUCCUAACCAAAAUGAAGAAGGGCCAAACCAAGAACCUUUUCCACUUUCCCGUCGGCUUCAAGAUAAACCCCGCCUUGGAUAAUGAUCGGGUGUCCGUCAAUCGGGAUUAUGGAAACAUGCAUUCCAAGGGGUCGUCCACUCCGUAUCCGCAGAAGACCCCGUCGAUAGAUGAGAUGGCCUUGGCGGCCAAACUGGAGUCAGAUAGUCUGACAAUGUCGGGGACGAGCAACUCCUCCUUGUGCACCUCGCAAUUGAAAAGUGUAACCUUGCUUCCACAUGGAUUGACCUUUCAAAUGCGACGCAAACUCUUCGACGAGGGGGAGUUUACUGUCUGCAAGGGUCGCAAGAUGAGCGACGUCUACCAUAGGAUAGAAGAGGAUCUGGAGGACUUGUCCACACCCAUCCAGCGAAUAGAUGCCAGGAAUACACCCUAUAGCAACUACAAAGACGUUAAGGAGUACUGCGAUGUGAACAACAUUAAAUUAACCCAGGGAUUCGGCAGCUAG
Messenger RNA from Drosophila suzukii, 588 nucleotides. It is a transcript of the gene I-t, whose product is annotated as inhibitor-t. The record is from RefSeq and is a predicted model, not a curated record. Lineage: Eukaryota; Metazoa; Arthropoda; Insecta; Diptera; Drosophilidae.